Triticum urartu is the source of this 1061-nucleotide messenger RNA. Lineage: Eukaryota; Viridiplantae; Streptophyta; Magnoliopsida; Poales; Poaceae. The record is from RefSeq and is a predicted model, not a curated record.
CAUGCCCGCAUAUAUUUUUGGUUUUCCCCUCAUUGACUCACCCAGUCAGUUCCUCUUCUCCCUCUACCACUUCUGCGCCGUAGUGCUCCCCACCUGCCACUGUCGUCAUGCCUCUGACCCGCACCAGCGCUGGAUCUGCUAGAUGGCCCGUCCUUCUCCGCGGCCAUCACUGGAUCUGCUCGUUGUUCACCUCCGACCCGCGACGCCGCAAGAUUUGCUGGCCGCCAUCCACCUCGACCGCCGCCAUCGUUGUCCGACUCGACCGACCGCCACCAUCAUCCGCCUCGACCGCCGUUGCCAUCGUCCACCUCGACCUCCACCGCCGUCUUCCGCCUCGACCAUCGCUACAGGAUGAUGAAGAUGAAGAUGACCAAGAUGACCAGGAUGAUGAAGAUGACCAAGAUGACCAGGAUGAUGAAGAUGAAGAUGAGGACAUCCAAGAUGAAGAUGAGGACAACCAAGAUGAAGAUGAGGACAUCAAAGAUGAAGAUGAUGGUCCUAUCCUUUCUGGAUUUUUUUCUCAAAGGAUCAAGAAGCUUACUCGGGACAAGACAGCUAAUGUGAAAGUAAUAUCACCAUCCUCUUUGGCCUUCUUGGGGAAGCCCUUUGUGCAACAUCUAACAAAAACCAACAUGAUCAAAAAAAUUAUGAAGUUACCUUUGAAGAUGUAUUAUGGAGUGGACAUCCCCAUAGUCGGCACCGCUAGAGUAAUCCAUGGACCAAGAGGGCCUGUCACGAACGUCAAAUACAAGACAGAAUCCGACGGGCGCAUAUCAUUCCAUGAGUCCGGCUGGCGGGAGUUCAUCAAGGGAAAGAGAGAACUAAGGGUGGACACCCUUGUGGUAAUCACUAUAAGGAAGAGCAACCACAACGACUAUCUGAUGAUGGUUGUUGUUGACCAUGUUUAUAACUAACUCGUGAAUAUAUCAGCUAGAGAACUGUUGGUUAAUUAUUUAGUAUGUUAAGAUGAAUGUGAUACAUUGUUGUUUGUUUCUUAAUUCGAACAACUUUCAAGUGUUACCGAAUUAUUUGAGGGUUUGUUUUCAAAAUGAAUCCAUUCU